This is a messenger RNA of Nasonia vitripennis (jewel wasp), 660 nucleotides long. RefSeq names its product proline-rich receptor-like protein kinase PERK10. The record is from RefSeq and is a predicted model, not a curated record. Bases 1 to 660 code for a protein of 219 amino acids. The transcript has a single exon. NCBI's taxonomy places the organism in Eukaryota, Metazoa, Arthropoda, Insecta, Hymenoptera, Pteromalidae.
AUGCCGAGACCAUCUUACGCAGCCUUACGGGCCGAAUUGGAGCUCACUCGGCUCUAUCUCACUCAGGCCCAUCGGGCAGGAGUUUUGGAACGGCAACGUCGGCCUCCGCCAGGAGUCGACGCCGCCACUCAGACCGAGCCGACGAGCGCCCAUCAAGACUGUGCUACCCAGGUGGAUUGGCCUCCUCUCGCCCCUCCUCCGUCUCCGCCGCAACAGCCUGCUCCCGAGCCUGCAGUCGACGUUAUCUGCGCCGAGUGGCCGGAGCACCUGGAACUGGUGGACACGUCCGCUCGCCCUGCCUCUCCUGACCUCCGAGCGCUCUUGGCGGCUCCUCCGACAGACCCGCCCCCAGCCGCUCUUCCACGGCUGAGCAUCAUCAGCAGGAAGAUAGCAGCGGGCCAAGCCGCUCGGCCAGAGUCCCGCAAGGUCUUGCUGGUCUCUCCGACCAAACGGAAGGCGUCGCCCUCGCCAGCCGUCAGGAAGCGGACCGCCCCGCAAAAACCCGGGAUCCCGAAGCCUAAGAUUGUCCGCAACGAGCUCCUCAGGACUCCGCUGCGACUUCCACCGAGGAAGAAGGUGGCUCACGCCCCUCAUCCUCCGGUGUCCUUAGCCGAGGGAAAGAUAGCUGAAGCGGCCAUUGAUCUAACGAUCACCGACUAA